AUUUGUAUUCCCAUGGGAUUAAUUGGAUUCCUGGAGCGAUAACAAAGUCGGAUAAGAUAGCCAUCACUGCUAGGAUUGCUCUACCACUCACGUUGCUCACAUUACCUGCCCCCUGGACCAAGUGUUGGGACCAUCAAUGGAGCAAAGAGAACUCGGGGCCGGGUUUGGUGUCAGUGACAGCAUGUCCGACCACUGCACCCUGCCAGAGAGGGUGAGGGGCUUGCUGCCUGUCCCAGAGGAGGGUCUCCCUGAGUUGGGGGGGCGAGUUGAGCCUGAACAAGAAGAUGACCUCACCAUGGGUGAGGAUGAAUAUUCCAUCUCGAACCUGGACAGUGAGAAGUGGGCACAGGGUGACGGGCUGGAGGAGCAGGAGUUCUCCAUCAAGGAGGCCAGCUUUGCUCAGGGCAGCCUUAAGCUGAAGAUCCAGACCACCAAGCGGACCAAGAAGCCCCCCAAGAUCCUGGAGAACUACAUCUGCCCUCCCGAGAUCCGCAUUACCAUCAAACAGCCUGGGGAGCAGAAACCAACCAAGCUGGUCAGGUGCAGCCUUGGGGACCAGGAGGAGGAGAGUGUCAUUCCUCGAAAGAAGAUCUGUGAUACCCCUUGUACACCUACUGAACAAAAUCCGAGUGAUUCUGUGGAAGAGCUUCUGGGAGAAUCCUUAAAGCCAAAGCAGCAGCCCAGGAGCCAUCUUCAGCAUCAGAUAGAGUGGACACAGCCACCAGCAGGAGGGGGCUCACCUGAAGGAAAUGAUGUGAUUGAUUGCAAAUCGAAAAGCGAACCAACAGUAUUUAACGAGAACUCUUUCCCAGAUUUGUCAAACACUAUCACCAAGUCGCUGCAAAGAAAAGCAACAGGAAACCUAUCUUCAGGUCUCUUCAGUUCAGGAAUGGCAAGCCAAAUCCCUGGUUCCCAAAUGAAGCCACCUUCUGCUGCAAAUAUGCCACCAGCUACACAGACAAACAGCAAUCAAAUGAUGCUUACUACUUCAAACAAAGACAAAGGUUUGCAGGAGGUUACUGAGCUAGUAUUUGGGAACAUCAAGAGGAAGUAUGGCCGAAAAGACUCAAUAAGAAAUAUGGUAGCCUAUUCUUUAGAGUUUCAGCAGGGGAAGAAGGCAGAAAAGAACCUAGACACUGACGCUCAAGAUAAAACUAAAGAGAGGCACAUAAGCCUGUUGGAGAAAACUGCUGAGCUUACUUCUGGAGAGACAGAGUCUACAAGGCAGAAAGCAGAGAAGGAAAGUGAGCUUCUUACAGUGACUGUUCCACAGAGGAGCAGUGAGUCCAUAGUGCAUUCUUGGAGAAAGCGACGAUAUGGAGAGUCAUUGAAACAUGCCGCCACCUUGGAAGAUUUAACAGAAGAAACUUCUGAGUUAAACAGAAAAACUGGCAGGGGUUUAUCAGAACCAAAACCUCCAAAUAAGAUUGAGCCAAAGACAGCAAAGCAGGUGGAGGAUGGUCAGCCUGAGGCAGUGACUGCAGUAGCUGUGACUGAAAUGAUUGACAUAUUUAAGAAUAGACUGCGAAAAAACCCUGCAAGGAAGCUGGAUAAGCUGACUGAUUCAAGUGAUCAAACUGAUACUAAACUUAUAAACCCAAAAGGCAAGGAGAGCUGGUCAUAUCUGAAGUCCAAAAACUCCACUCACCAGGAAAACAGCAAUGGUCUAACAGCGAAUGUCUCAGAGCCUCCCUCAGCUUACCCCAUCACACCCUCUAGCCCACUCUAUACUAACACUGACAGCUUGACUGUUAUCACCCCUCUUAAAAAGAAGCGCGGGCGGCCGAAAAAGCAACCUUUGCUAACAGUAGAAACCAUUCAUGAGGGAACCUCUAAUGGUCCUUUAAGCCCCAUUGCCGAGGAAUCACAUGGCACUUUGAAGAAAAGAAAGAAUAAGCAUAAUUGUCCCAAACUGUUCGAGGUAAAAGCACCUCCUGGUAAUCAGGUAAAGCAUAAUAGAAAUACAGGCCAAGUGGGCGUUCGAGACAAGAACAACAAGAAGAUAAAAAUGAUGAAGAUGAAGCACAUCUUAAAUGAAAUUUUGUCAUGUUCUGCUAAUAGCAAUUUGGUCUUAAAAUCUAAGACUCCUGUGUCAAAUACCGUUUCAACUGUGGCAUCAAAAAUUGAAGCACGUCUGGGCAAGCAGAUCAAUAUAAGUAAGCGAGGGACUAUUUACAUUGGUAAAAAGAGAGGUAGGAAGCCCAAAGCUGAGGUUCAGGUACAGGUACGGCAAGAUCAGUACAAAGUCAGUGAUAAGUGCUCUGCCUCUAGCCAGUUUGAGAAUCCAGCAGUGCCUUUUAAUCCACAGUCCACAGCUGGGAUAGCUUCUCCCAGGACUGUCCACUCAAUCUCUGCCCAAGCCACUGGAGCUGGUGGGAUACUAUGCCCUGUCAACACAGAAAUUAGUUUGCAAGAGUCAAAGACUAUGCCACACCUGCAGCCUGUCAGUGCACUGCCCACGAGAGCUCCUAGAGGCUACCACAGUGGUAACUGGAAGCUGUCUCCCCCUCAACUCAUGACCAACUCGCCUUCCCAUCUCUCUGAGGUGGCCUCUCUCAAAGAGGUUACCUUGUCUCCUGUCAGCGAGUCCCACAGUGAGGAGACGAUCCCAAGCGACAGCGGGAUUGGCACUGACAACAACAGCACAUCUGACCAAGCUGAGAAAGGCCCAACAUCUCGCAGAAGGUACUCUUUUGACUUCUGCAGCCUCGAGCCCUCUGAAGCUGCUGCAUUAGAUGCCACCAGCAGAGCUAAAAGAGGGCACUGUUCAAAGCAUGUCACCGCGGCUACAGUAGGGACUUUCCUCUCCCAAGAGAGCCUUAAGAAGCAGAAGCACCGGCGCAAGCGGAAGGGUCUUCAGCGCCGGGACGACCUUCAGUUUCUGGCUGACCUUGACGAACUUAUUGGCAAGUUCCAGGUCUUCCGUAUCUCCCACCAUAGCUACAGAAUAUAUCAUGAGAAUUCGUAUCCCAGCAUCUUUCGGAUGAACUUUGACCAUUACUACCCAGUGCCGUACAUACCUUUUGAUCCACUGUAUUAUUUUCGUAGGAAUUCAGAAAUGAAGUCUAAAAAGCGGCGUGGUAGGCCAGCCAAAGACAAUGCGCCAAUGUCAAAAAUGCCUUUCAUCCCAGGAUUUGGCUACCCAUUUCCCAGUGGCAAUUACUAUGCACCUUAUGCAAUGCCUUACACACCAAUGCCUGUUGCCACCAGUAUGAACUUGGGUUAUUAUGGUCAGUAUCCAGCUCCUUUGUUCUUGUCUCAUACUCUUGGGGCAGCAACCUCCUCUUUCCUAAGGCCAGCAACUACACCAUCUAAGUUCCCUUCUAGUGCCCAUGUAAAGUUAACUGCUGCUGCCAAACACAAGAUCAAACUCAGUUCUCAACCGAAGCCCCCCGCUGGAAUGGACAAUAAUCAUCCAUUGUUAGAGGCUCCCAAAGGUGGCAGCAGUAACUUAAGUAGUGUCUGGCUUCACAAACGCAAACACAAACACAAGCACAAACAUAGUGAGGAUCAGUCCAGGUCUAAGAGGGAAGACCUGGGUGGGCUCUUCAGUGGAACAAAGAACCCUUGUGUCCUAACGGUUCUAAGUGAAGAGUUGGGAAUUUCAGACAAAGGGCCCACAUUGCCAAAGCGAAAAGAUAAGCAACGGAACCAGCAGAACACAGACACACUGCUAAGAAGCUCCAGGAACAUCUUUGAGAUGGACUCUCGCACCACAUUGUCUCUGUCUGACUCGCAGCAGUGGAAGUGUGCACGAGAGCGAGGGGAAGCAGUACAUGAUCUCCAUUCUGCCUGCUCCAGCCUGUGCACAGAGGGCAUUCGGAAUGCCAAGGAUGUGCCAUCUGACCUGUUAAGAAGGGUGCAGUCUUCUCAGGAACUCCAGUCUGGAAUCAGAAACGUGAGGCAGAGCUUGGAGACCUUUGGGGUGUUCAGAGAGCAAAACAUGGUGCCGUUCAGAAACAGCAGGGGGGAGAAGGUGCAGAGCACAUUCCAGUGCUUAAGUCCAUCAUUGGAAGAACACAGUCGUUCGUUGAAGAAGAGGUUCAAACGGGCUGAGAUCGAGGAGAUUCAGUGCGAGGUGCGCAAGAUGUGCGCCUUCUCCAAGAUCCUCUCCACCAAGAAGAACCUGGGUCACGUCAACAAGAUCCUGAAGGCAAAGAGACUCCAGAGGCAGGCCAAAACGGGCAACAACAUCGUGAAGAAGAGGCGAGGAAGGCCCAGGAAGCAGCCUUUGUCUCCGGAGGACGAGGGUGUGGGCCAGAUGCCCGUUCUGGAGAGGUGUGUGGACCUCCCGGGCAGGAAGAGUUCCUAUCCCACCCUGGCGCCUGAACUCCUGGAGUUCUCCAACCAGGACUCCAUCAUGGACGCCAUUGAGUCAGUGGUGCUCAUGGCCCGUGCGCAGCCCAAGUCCCAGCCUGUGCGGGGUGGCAAACGCUGGCACAAGACCUCUGAGGACACCCGGCCCAAGAGGCCACGGAGAUGUCGGGGGGACAUGCAGGAAGAGGUCGCCAUGGCCGAAAGAAAGCAAAGCAGCUCUGGCCUUUUGGCAGCCAGAUACUCCUCAGUGCAUUCAGCACUGUGAAUCCUCCCUGCACUUUAACCUUUCAAUGUUAUGGAGGAUUCAGGUGGAGAGCAUGGUACUUCUUUUUAGCUUCAGCUUCUAAUUGAAUAGAGAAAGAAAUACAUUGCACCUUUCUGACAUGUUUCCUUGCGACAGAUAUGACUUUGUUAAGCUAGCGGAGCAUCUUAACUCUCAACACCUGACAACUGUGGCCCUGCCAUAACUUUACCAGCAAAAAAAGUAUUUUUUUCACUGAUCUAUUUGCAUAUGCUGUGCAGCUCUUGCCUUUGAUUUUUUUUAUAUCAUCAAAGUGCAUUACAUUCUGUAUGGUGAUUAUUUCCACACAUUACAUACAUUAUUACUUUAUGCCAAUGACUCCACCCCUUUCUUCAGUUUCUCUAAUAGCGGGUUGCAGUAUUGUAGAUGAAAACCCACAUGAGUGUAUUCCUCCAGCUUCUGACACAAGAGGUCUAAAUGUAUAUACAAAACUUCUCUUCUUGUGGGACAUGCCUUUGUACAGUGUUUCUGACAGUAUUUUUGACAUAUUGGAUUAUGAAAUGACAAAUUGUUGUACCCUCAAACUUGGGUAUUGUUUUUAACCAAAAAAUGAGAUUCCUAUGACUCUGGUGGUUGAGUAGAAACUCCAGGCAAGUUUGUGUUGAAGGGAAGGACCCAUGUUUUGGGGUAUUCUGCACAUAUGUAAGUAUCAUGCUUAUUAAUAGGAAGGUAUCCAAAAGUAUCUCUUCUUGCUUUUGAUAUGGCAUAUAAUGCAAAGGUACUUGUACAUGUUAAGAAAUAUUUACUAUACAUAAUUUCUAUACAAAUUCUAUGUAUUUAACCAAC
This is a messenger RNA of Megalops cyprinoides (Indo-Pacific tarpon), 5404 nucleotides long. RefSeq names its product SET-binding protein-like. Gene Ontology annotation, molecular function: DNA binding. The record is from RefSeq and is a predicted model, not a curated record. The transcript is spliced from 3 exons. NCBI's taxonomy places the organism in Eukaryota, Metazoa, Chordata, Actinopteri, Elopiformes, Megalopidae. The coding region runs from base 137 to 4582 and encodes 1481 amino acids.